AGAAUGUAGUCUCUUCUGGCUUCCCAGGCGUGUCUGCCCCCCUGAAGCUUUAGCUUUCCUUCUCAAGGGAUUUGGGUGCAGAGAACUGUUGACCAGGCCCCUCAGGUCCGGGCCGUGUCUGGACUGCGGGGGACCUGCUGCUUGAGUGUCCCUAUCUUCCAGUUCCCAGAGGCCCUAUCCAGUUUCUUCUUGGGCCAGAGAUGUGGGCGGGGGGGGGCAGUAUUGGUGGUGUUUCCUGCUCUUCAGUCUCAGGAGUGCCCACCUGUCAGGGCAGUGAGCUCUCUCUCCCUAGGGUUUGGGAGCAAUCUUUAAUAUCCAUUUUUGUGUGUGUGUGUGUGUGUGUGUGUGUGUGUGUGUGUGUUUUAGUAGCUGAUUACAAGAAUGAACCAAGUAUACUCUUCAUAUUAAUACACCACCUUCUUUCAGAAAAGUUAGAAGAAUCUAUUGGAUAUUCAUUUAGGAGAAAAAGCAAUAGAGGAGCCUUGAAGACUAUGAAACACUGUAGAAAGUAUGAAAAUUAUGAUUUGAAGGUUACAUCCUUUGCCUUACUCCCAUAUUUGAUGACCCAAAAUGUGUUUGAACAUGGUUUUUGUCUUGAUUGGGUAAUCUGCUAUAAGACAGACAUUUGGCCUGAUGAGACAAUCAUGCAAUUUAAGCUAUGAUAAAUAGAUGCACAUUUAAAUGAUUUCUUUCUGGAUGUAUUGAUGUGGUUAAACUUGUCUAUCUCAGGUGAAAAGAACAUGGCUUCUGAACACUUGCCGAUGGGGAUUUUGUUCUUUUCUCAAAUAGCUGUGGGGAUCCUUGGCAAUUGGUCAAUUCUUCUUCAUUAUGUCAUGUCUGUAAUCACUGGAAAAUGUUUGAUGCCCAAAGAUCAGAUUUUAAAGCAUCUGACUUUAGCCAAUUCCUUGGUUAUUAUCUCAAGAGUAACACCUCACAUAAUAGUACAGCUGGGGUUGCAGUAUCUCCUGGAUGACCUCUUAUGUAAGUUUACUCUCUACAGCAAUAGAGUGUCCCGGGGUGUUUCCCUGCACUGCACCUGCCUUUUGAGUUGCUUCCAAGCAAUCACAAUCAGCCUCAGCCACUCCAGGCUGAUGACACUUACACACUCUGUCUCCAAAUACAUGAUUCAGUUCUGCUCUCUAACUUGGCUUCUACAUCUGUUUCUAAGCAUCAAGACAGCUGUACAUGUAAUUGGACCAAAUAGUAACAAAAAUUUCACCAGAAAAAUCAAGUUGGGGUACUGUUCAGCAUUUGCUUUUGGUAAUAGUGUUACUGGACUACAUUUGUUCUUUGUUUGUUUCACUGACUGUGUGUAUCUGAGCCUCAUGGUAUGGGCCAGUGUCUUCAUGGUGAACAUUCUCUAUAGGCACAAGAGUCAGCUACAGUACAUUCACAGUACCCAGCAUUCCUUCAGAGUCUCUCCUGAAGACAGAGCCACAAAAACUAUCUUGAUUCUUGUGUUCACCUUUGUCCUCUCCUACUCAAUGUCCUUCAUACUUGUUAUCUAUACUGUGGUUUUUGACAAUCCAAGGCUGUGGAUAAUAAACAUAUUUGCAUUCUUAGACACAUGCUUCCCCACAUUUUGCCCCUUCAUCCUUAUCAGUAAUAACCAAUCUACUUCCAAGGAUCCUUUUCCCUGCUGUAGCAGAAGAAAAUUUACAAUAGUCACUUGUGUGUUAUGAUAGAUUCAAAUAGUCUUUCAUCAAUUAUUGGAUAUUAGACUAACUCACAACCAGUUAUUAUUAAGCAAAUCAAUGGCUCUGUAAAUUAAGUAUUGUCGACUGUUAUAUCUGUCAUAAUUCUGGCUAAACAAUUAUAUGAUACUAAGAUACCUCUUUGUUUUCAUUCAAAAUACUCUGAAAUUAGAGGCAUCAAAGAAUUUCUUAUGCCUUCAGGUAGCCAAGCAGGUCUUGAGGUAUGAACUUCUGUGUAGGCACAUGUCAGAGUCUUGUCUUACUGCUUCAACUGAAUGGAAGAAAAGCAGAGUAAGUGAAACAUGGAUCUCUGGCAACUAUUGUUUUUGUGUAUGUAUCAACUUCACUUAUGUUUUGCAUAUGAUCUUAUUUUCUGGGCAGAUGGUUCCACCUCCAGAUUCCCCUAUUGGAAGAAGAAUCAAGUAAUGCCUAUUUACAUUGAUUACUGUUUUUCUUAGAGUUACACUUGAAGCCACAGAUACUCCCUAGCCAUCCUUAUCCUACUGUGCACCAUUGUCAACUGAUACUCAGUUACUUGUGCCCUGUUCCUCUGUAUGACAGUCUGAGACAAUGCACAGCUAUGGAAAGUAAACUAUAUCUCUACAGACAUUCCUCCAUAUUUUAUCCCAUUGCACUCAUGAGUGUUACCUAAUUUGUCUUCACACUUUUGUUUUCCUCCCAUAGAAGAGUUACUUUUUAAAAUUUCUCAAUGUGUCACACAUUCUGUUGAACCUGUUCAUGGAUAUAUCUAUUUGUUCCUUCAUUCAUCGUGUAUGUAUUUGGACACAUGAUUGUUAAUGCUGAAAAUGCCAAGAUCUAAAAUCAGCUAGAAAACAAACAUGUGGAGAUGUCUUUGAGGGAGCAUCUAAGUUGGAUUAAUGGAUGUAGGAGGACACAAUCUAAUUCUGCAUAGCAGUUAAUCCAUUGUUUAAGUGUCUUAGGCUGAAUAAAAUGAGGAAAAUUGAGAACCAGCAUGCAUCUGUCUCUGCUCUCUGACUACAGAUGCAAGGCGUUCUGCUGCCUCAGCCUCCUGAUUCCAUGACUUUCAUUCCAUAUGAACUGUAUCCUCAAACUUCAAGUUAAAAUAAACCACUCCAAAAUUAGGUUGACUUUGUCAUUUUUCAUCAGAAAAAUGUGAAAAUUAACAAGGAUAAAUAAUUCAGUAACUUCUUAAAUUACGCUGAUUAAAAUCGUACAGGUCAUCCCAAUGGCCAAAGCAUAUUCAAUGAGAGAUAAAUUCUGAGGAUUUCUUUUGUCUCUUCACAUUUCUUUGACAUAGAUGUUACAGUGCCUUCUAGCAGAUGCUGACACUUAAUGCAGUUUGUGGGUGAUUGUCAACUCAGGCUGAUCCCCCAGGUCUUAGGACAUUAUGCAGCAUGAGGUCAAGAGUUUUAUAACUUAGGUGAGUAAGACAUACUUAGAAUUUCAGUAUUGCAUAUUCAUGAGAAAAAAUCCAUAACACAGAGAAGACAAAACUAUUUCUUCUUCUCUAAAGUGAAAGAAAUACAAAUUUAAACAAUGUCUAAAUACAUUGAAAUCAAUGAUAAUAAAUAAUUUUAUUCAGUGUAAAAUUGAGAGGUUUCCUACCAUGAUUUUUAAGAUUUAAGUAAUUCUCAUCUGAUCAUAUCUAAGUCUGUUGAAGUACUUUUUUCUUCUUCCACUUCUUCUUUUCACUAAUUUAUAUGUUCCCAGAGGAGGGGGCAAUUGAAGCCCAUGUUUGUGUCUAGAUAGUUGGAUUAUGUGAAAGAAUUGGAUAGGUUGUUGAGAUUAAUCAGUUCCACAAUUUCCUAGAUAGUAGAAGUCUACAUAAGGUGAGUAUCAUUUAGAGAAGAAUGUGUUGAAAAGUUGAAUGUUGUUUCUAAUGUUGCAGGACAAUAAUUCUGGCAUUGUGCAGGCUGAGACAAGAAGAUUGCUGUGAAUCUGAGGCAAGUCUAGGGAAGACAGUGAGCCUGAAACAACUCUAGGUUACUUUCUGAGACCAAGUGACCCAAAACAACAAAACCAAAUAAAGCAUUUAAAAAUACCCCGCCAGAACCAUAACCAACAAAAAUUUUUGAGGAUCCAUAAUUAAAAUUUUUCCUAGUUAAAAAAUAGUAGGACUCAGUAUUGCCAUUGGUCCUGCUUACCCUCCAGAAUGUGACAGGAAACAAAAUCUAGUACAGACCUGGAACUUCAUACCUAAUGGAUAACUUUCACAGUGCAGGGAAUUCUAUUUAUACUAUGGGAGGAGCAAAAUUAAUCAUCAGUCAUAUCCAGCAGUGACACUGUGCACUGUAACAAUGCCUGCCCUGCUGGGACAUACCCAUGGCAUAAACCUCAUGGGAACAACUAAUAACCUACUGCUUGGAUUUAAAUCCUGCUCUAGAAGCUUGAAACCAUAUUUGGCUGACAGGAGCCAUAAUGGGGCAAGUUAAUAACUAGCAGGUGAUUUCCCUGAGAUGGCCUGCUUCAGAUUGUUAUAUAAUCUGUGACAGGUUUGCCUUCAUUAAGCGAGCUAUAAGGGAAUUCAUUUUACAAAAGAUUCCUGCUAUUAAUAUCUGUUAUUAUUAAACAUAUAU
Rattus norvegicus (Norway rat) is the source of this 4252-nucleotide messenger RNA. It is a transcript of the gene Vom1r50, whose product is annotated as vomeronasal 1 receptor 50. Gene Ontology annotation, biological process: sensory perception of chemical stimulus; G protein-coupled receptor signaling pathway; signal transduction. Gene Ontology annotation, cellular component: plasma membrane; membrane. Gene Ontology annotation, molecular function: pheromone receptor activity; G protein-coupled receptor activity. The record is from RefSeq and is marked validated. The transcript has a single exon. Bases 705 to 1682 code for a protein of 325 amino acids. NCBI's taxonomy places the organism in Eukaryota, Metazoa, Chordata, Mammalia, Rodentia, Muridae.